Messenger RNA from Lasiosphaeria miniovina, 665 nucleotides. RefSeq lists its product as uncharacterized. Bases 118 to 513 code for a protein of 131 amino acids. The transcript has 2 exons. NCBI's taxonomy places the organism in Eukaryota, Fungi, Ascomycota, Sordariomycetes, Sordariales, Lasiosphaeriaceae. The record is from RefSeq and is a predicted model, not a curated record.
UUCCGAGAGGAUCGUCUUACAGAGUAUGCCGGCCCUUUUUACAGAACAUCAAUAUUCUUUUCCUUGCAUUGCCUUGAGGGGUUAGAUCAGGAGUUCGCUUUCGACGUGCAGAAAGGAAUGGUCGAUUGCUUCCGGGAGCUCCAUGCGCAUAAGGACUGUACUGCAUACCCCCACGACUUCCUAGACUUGAUUCAGGAACGGAUGAUCAUUGUUGAGUCAAAAGACAAGGAUCCGACAAAAUCGAUCUUGAGAAUUCGCUCGCAGGGCCUCCGAACCAAGUUGAUGAAGCUGCGAGACCAAUGCCGAGAAGACAAGAGUUAUUACAUGGCACCCACUUCGAGAGUGCCUGCUUUUCAGCCUCUUGCAGCUGUUAAAGCAGCACUCAAUAAGAAAGCACUUGAGAAAGUCAGAGCCAUACCUCCGAUAGAAAAGAUGAAGUAUCUUCGCUUUCACACGGGGGAGACGCGGACCACGAUUCGGAGGAAAUCGGGUGGAGACGACCAAGCUUCCUAAUAUGGGGUUGAUCGGGGUAUUCUUUAUCAAUGACUUCCAUUCCAUUUGUCGUCCCACUAGGCUGCCUUAAUAGUCAGUUAUUCAUUUAGAUUUCCAUUUUCAUUGCGGAAACACGGGAGUCAUUGAGCUUGCCCCUUCACACUAGUGGUCCC